This is a messenger RNA of Octopus bimaculoides (California two-spot octopus), 3268 nucleotides long. Its product is annotated as interleukin 17-like protein. The record is from RefSeq and is a predicted model, not a curated record. Gene Ontology annotation, molecular function: cytokine activity. Lineage: Eukaryota; Metazoa; Mollusca; Cephalopoda; Octopoda; Octopodidae. Gene Ontology annotation, cellular component: extracellular region.
UUUCAUAAUAAUUGCCGACAGAUGAGUCAGAAAUGUACAGAACAGUUCAUCCAAGACAAAUACGGAUCAGGAAAGGUUCUCAUCGAAUUUGCAAUUAUCUUCAACUACAUCUUAGUCGCAACACCGGCACCAGCGCAUAACCAAUGUGAUAUACCAACUGACCUGAACGUCGAAUAUCAGAGACUAACCAGCACAUCGAUCGGCAAUAACGUUUUUCUGUCAGUUGAAAUGGCUCCAACUGAACGUAACCAAUCGGCACUGACUAAUAGUGAUAAAAGCUGCCCAACAUCUUCUGGAUAUAGUAAUAUCAUCCAUGAACGCUCAACCUGUCCUUGGUACUUUAACGUUACUCAUGAUUCAACAAUUUUCCCGCCAUCACUUACUGAAGUAGUGUGUCGCUGUAGAAAAUGUCUGGGCAGCAACGACAACCAAUGUGUAAUGGUAUUUACGUCAAUGACUGUCCUGAAGCGCACAGGUCAAUGUGUUGGUGGCUUGUAUGUGUACAGACCCAGUGUGAUUCAAGUAGCCACAGCCUGUGCGUGUGUACGGAAGGUUGAUGUCGUUAAUGAAAGAAAUAUGCUACAAUAUGAGUCGUAAAAGCAGUCCAUUUUCAAAUUCUAUUGCGAGCAAUGCCGCUAGACUAUUUAAAUAUAUGUAUGUAUGUAUGUAUGUAUGUAUGUAUGUAUGUAUGUAGUGGAGGCGCAAUCGCCUAGUGGUUAGGGCAGCGGACUUGCAGUCAUAGGAUCGCGGUUUCGAUUCCCAGACCAGGCGUUGUGAGUGUUUAUUGAGCGAAAACACCUAAUGCACCACGAGGCUCCGGCAGGGGAUGGUGGCGAACCCUGCUGUACUCUUCCACCACAACUUUCUCUCACUCUUUUUUCCUGUUUCUGUUGUACCUGUGUUUCAAAGGGCCAGCCUUGUCACACUGUGUCAUGCUGAAUAUCUCUGAGAACUACGUUAAGGGUACACCUGUCUGUAGAGUGCUCAGCCACUUGCACGUUAAUUUCACGAGCAGGCUGUUCCGUUGAUCGGAUCAACUGGAACCCUCGACGUCGCAAGCGACUGAGUGCCAACACAAUGUAUGUAUGUAUGCAUGCAUGUAUGUCGUUAUUCAGUUUAUUUAUUUAUUUAUGUGUAUAUAUCAUUAUUCAGUUUAUGUGUGUAUGUAUGUAUGCUUAAGUAUAUAGGAACGCUAUGAAAGAAUCUGAAGAAAACUCAAAGCACUUAAUAUUAAAUAUAUCUAAUAAUGUAAUCCUCUAUAGUAGAUAUGUAUAAUACAAUGUUAUCGAGUCCCCUCUUAGUUCUUACUAUUACUGUAUAUCGAACAAGUAUCAAUUUAUCUAUCGUUCAAUAUGCCAUACAUGCAUCUAUAAAAGCUUCUGUGUUAUUGUAUGUGAAAUUUUAUAAGCAUACCUAUAUGUACGUACAUGUGUGUGUGUGUGUGUGUGUGUGUGUGUGUGUGUGUGUGUGUGUGUGUGUGUGUGUGUGUACAGGGUGCAAUGAAUAAAUUGUUGUCUAAAUUUGGCAAAAAUGAAAAUAACACUGACAUCUCAUUUUAACAGAUAUAUUUACUAAAAUUACAUAAAAAUAUGUUGAAAUACUAAAGAGUAGAUUUAUUCAAUAAAAUCGCCAUUGGCUUCAACCACCGCCUCCAGACGACUUCGGAAUCUACUGCAACUAUUCUGGACGGUCUCCUUGUUUAAGUUGGUGAAUGCUGCCAUAAUCCUUGCCUUCAGUUCAUCUUUGGUGUUACAAGGAGUUUAGUUGGUCUUUCGCUCAACUGUACCCCACACGUAAUAAUCAAAGGCGGGUUGCAGUCUGGAGAGUUAGUUGGCCAGAUGUUAGGGGUGAUGUGGUCGCAGAAAUUGUCUGACAGCCAUGAUUGGGUUCUCUUGCUUGUGUGGUAUGGUGCAGAGUCCUGCUGUCUGAUAAAGGGUCUUUCAGCAGCCACCCUCUUGACCCAGAGCAGAACUACCUCCUCCAGACACUUGAGUGUGAGGCUGUGUGGGAAGGUGAAUGGAGGCAUAACGUCGCCAUCACCGGUGAUCACUUCAAAUACCAUGAUGUUGACUGGACGUUUGAUCUUUAUCACUCUCGGUACACGGCCUCAGAUUGCACUGUCCUCAGACUGACAGCCAGACACUCUGAAAUGUUCCCAUUGGAGCUGUACAGCAUGUCGUUUCGAAAUUACUGGCAAAGCGAAUUGCGCCAUAACGCUGUUUUUCUCACAGAUGGUCCCCAACUGACCCUACUAUACUCGACAGAAUCAGAAACAAACUAUGCCCUUGCGCAAAAUUAGAAAUAUAGAAUGGAGAAAAUUUACCCAUCGGAGACUGUGUAUACAUGUAUGUGUGUGUGUAUACGCAUAUACAUACGUACAUACAUAUAGAUUAUGCAUACACACUCAUUUAUAUACGAAGGGCUUCUUUCAGUUUCCGUCUACCAAAUCCACUCACAACGCUUUGUUCGGCCCGUGGCUAUACUUUCGAAAGGUGCCACGCAGUGUGACUGACCCGGGACUAUGUGGUUAGAUAAAAGCUUGUUACCACACAGCCACGCUGCGCUUAUAUAUAAGAAAUGUUUAUAUCUACGCAUGUGUGUAUUUGCUCUAUCUCAACGCUCGACCACCUGUGUAGGUUCGUUUACAUCCCUGCAACAUAGCGGUUCCGCAAAGAAACUGAUAGAACAAGUAUCACUGUUGCAAAAACAAUAAUGAGGCCGACUUGUCUGACUUCAAAUGUGUACCCCGCCAUGGUGGCAGUCAAGUAACUGAAAGAAGUAAAAUAUGAUAUAAAGAUUAUGUAUGUGUGUGUGUGUGUGUGUGUGUGUGUGUGUCUGUCUGUCUAUCUGUCUGUCUCUCUGUUUGUGUGAGUGUGUGUGUGUGUGUGUGUGUGUAUGUAUGUAUAUAUAUAUAUAUGUAUGUAUGUAUGUAUGUAAGGACUGUAUAUUCAUAUACACAUGUACAUAAAAUUCAUAUAUUUUUUAUAUCUUUACUUUAAAAUCUACCCUACCCCAAAUUGUUAUUUGCUAAAUAUGUUUUUGUAUAUCUUAUAUAUAUUUAUACAUUUUGUAACAAUAAUUUAUAUGUUUGGAGAAUUUUGAAUACUGUACUGGCAAUUGUGAUACUAUAUAUUUGUGUUAUACGUGCAGAGGUUUCCAGAAGGCUUAAUACUUAACCACAGUAUCAUGAGAAACAAUUCUGUGUAUCAUAUUUCAUUACAUUUAUAGGAAAUUUUACAUUUUAAGAUACAUAAAAAUCUUUACUGAA